Trichoplax adhaerens is the source of this 2980-nucleotide messenger RNA. RefSeq lists its product as hypothetical. The transcript is spliced from 14 exons. Gene Ontology annotation, cellular component: endoplasmic reticulum membrane. The coding region runs from base 1 to 2754 and encodes 917 amino acids. Gene Ontology annotation, biological process: oligosaccharide metabolic process; protein N-linked glycosylation. Gene Ontology annotation, molecular function: Glc3Man9GlcNAc2 oligosaccharide glucosidase activity. The record is from RefSeq and is a predicted model, not a curated record. Lineage: Eukaryota; Metazoa; Placozoa; Uniplacotomia; Trichoplacea; Trichoplacidae.
AUGACCCAUUUCUUUCUUAUUACACACAUUUUGACUGACUUGCAUAUCAAUUCUUAUAGAGAGAAAAUUCAGAAAGUACAUAUCUUGGAAUCUGAAAAUGCAGAGACUAAGAGGCUACAUGAGGAUGAAGCCAGAACUGCAAAUUGGAAGCGAUGGGGACCAUACUUAUCUGAGCGCCAAUGGGCUACCGUGAGAGAAGAUUACUCUGAUGAUGGCAAUUGCUGGGAAUAUUUUCCACAUGACCAUGCAAGAUCGCGUGCUUACCGGUGGGGGGAAGAUGGCAUAUUAGGGAUAUGUGACAGGCAAUGCAGACUAUGCUUCUCGCUUGGAUUAUGGAACGAAAAAGAUGCUAUUUUGAAAGAGAGGUUAUUUGGUUUAACAGGAUCACAAGGCAACCAUGGUGAAGACGUUAAGGAAUUAUACUAUUACCUAGAUUCGACACCAACCCAUUCCUAUAUGAAAGGUUUAUACAAGUAUCCUCAAUCAGAAUAUCCUUACGCCGAACUGGAAAGAGUUAAUCGGGAAUCGUCAAUUAUGGAACCAGAAUACGAGUUAGAAGAUACUAAAGUUUUUGACGAUUCUGCCUAUUGGGAUGUCUUUGCCGAAUAUGCAAAAGCGUCACCCAACGAUAUCUUAAUUCGUAUAACAGUAGCAAACCGAGCUAAGAAAGCGAAUCGUAUCCAUUUACUACCAACUCUAUGGUAUAGAAAUACAUGGAUAUGGGGUUGCAAACAUGAAGGCUGCUCUGCAAAGCCAAAGAUAAAAAAAAUGGGUUCGAAUCAUGUUACUUGCAAGCAUGAAUCUUUGGAGGAUUUUAUUUUUACAGCCGAUGAAAGCUCUAAUGGGUGCUCCCCUACGAUGCUGUUUACAGAAAACGAAACCAAUACUAGAAGACUUUAUAACGUAGAUAAUUAUACACCUUAUACUAAAGAUGCCUUCCAUCGAUAUAUCAUCAAUAAUGACAAAGAUGCAGUUAGUCCUAAAGAAAGAGGCACAAAAAUUGCUGCAUAUUAUGUAUUAGAUGUUGCCGCAGAAUCGGAAGUUACUGUAUACUGCCGCUUGCAUUCACAAAAAGAGAGCCCUGCAAAGCCAUUUGGGCCUGAAUUUGAGAAGAUAUUUACUCAAAGAAUUCUAGAAGCUGAUAGAUUUUAUAAUGCAAUACAGUUAAAUCUCAAUUAUGAAAACAAACUAAUAUCUCGACAAGCCUUUGCUGGCUUACUCUGGAGUAAGCAAUUUUAUCACAUUGUUAUUGAUGAUUGGCUACAUGGAGAUACCGCCAAUCCUCCCCCUCCUGCAUCGCGAUUACAAGGUCGUAACAAUUCGUGGAAACAUUUAUUUAAUCGUGAUGUAAUAUCUAUGCCAGAUAAAUGGGAAUAUCCAUGGUAUGCUUCUUGGGAUUUAGCUUUUCAUAUGGUACCACUCGCUAGAAUUGACCCAUGUUUUGCUAAAGAUCAACUAUUGCUCUUUUUACGUGAAUGGUAUAUGGCUCCAAAUGGUCAAAUACCUGCAUAUGAAUUUGCAUUCGAUGAUGUCAAUCCUCCAGUUCAUGCCUGGGCAGUAUGGCGGGUAUUUAAGUUAGCUAGUAGCAGAAGUAAUCGAGAUCAUCACUUUUUAGCUCGAUGCUUUCAAAAGUUGGUCAUCAAUUUCACAUGGUGGGUUAAUAGGAAAGAUCCCAAUGGUCAAAACAUAUUUUCUGGAGGAUUUCUAGGUUUAGAUAAUAUAGGAAUUUUUGAUAGAUCAAAACCUCUACCCACCGGAGGAUAUCUGGAACAAGCAGAUGGAACUGCUUGGAUGGCUUUUUAUGCCGUCUGUAUGCUGGAUAUUGCGUUAGAGCUAGCGCAAACUGAUAUCGCUUAUGAAGAUAUGGCUUCGAAAUUUUUUGAACAUUUUGUUGCGAUCGUGGAUGCUAUUAAUACAAUGGGAGGGUCAGGCCUUUGGGACGAAACUGAUGGGUUUUAUUACGAUAGAAUACGUUGUGAAAAUGGUCAAAGUGUCCCCUUAAAGAUUCGUUCGAUGGUAGGAUUAGUACCACUCUUUAGCUGUUUAAUCCUCAACAGUGAGAUGUUAAAUAAACUACCAGGAUUCUCAAAGCGCUUAGACUGGUUCUUAAAAUAUAGGCAAGAUUUAGCGUCUCAGAUUGCUUACAUGAAUAGCGAUUCGCAUGAAGUUUAUCGACUAUUAGCUAUUCCUUCUGAAAAUAAACUGCGUAGGGUAUUGCGCUACGUAUUUGAUGAAAAUGAGUUUUUAUCACCUUAUGGUAUUAGAUCAUUAUCCAAAAUCCACGAAAAACACCCAUUCGUCUUCAAUUACUACGGCAAUAGUAAUUGUGUCAGGUAUGUGCCAGGCGAAUCCAACACUUACCUUUUCGGUGGCAAUAGCAACUGGCGCGGUCCAAUCUGGUUAAACAUGAAUUUCCUGAUAAUGGAAACUCUUGAGCGAUACGAUCAUUACUAUGGUGAUUCAUUCACUAUCGAAUUUCCAACAAAUUCUGGUAACAAGAUGACAUUAAGAGAUGCCAGCUUUCAAAUUGCUAAGCGCUUGUGCAAACUGUUCAUAACUGAUGAAUUUGCCAAACGACCGUGUCAUGGAGACAGUUCACUGUACCAACAUGAUCCAAAUUUCAGGGAUCUUGUGCUCUUUUAUGAAUAUUUUCAUGGAGACACAGGUCGAGGUUGUGGAGCAAGUCAUCAAACAGGUUGGACCGGAGUAAUAGCCACAUGCAUUCUUAAAUAUUGUCAGGAAAGGUCAGGCUAGCCUAUCCAUAAACAUUAUGUGAGACUAUUAUCGCAGAGUACGAUUUUACAUGUAGAAACAUUUUACUAGCCGCAAAUACGGUUAUUUUAUUUGCGUUAAGAUGCGUAAGAGUAGCCUCUAAUGAGAUUCUUAUUUUCUUGCUAUAUUAAACAGCAGUAUCGGUAUAAAAAAGAAAUAAAUAUAACAAUAUGGUGUCAAAUGAAAUAAAGUCGACAAUAGAAAUUUU